AUGAAGGCUACUGGACGUUAUUCGUUAAUAGGACUUUUUUUGCUUAUGUUGGGAUUGUUUUUUGGAUAUCGACAUCACUUCAAAUUAACAUCGGAACUGCCUGUAACAACAUCCUAUAUGACUGAAUUGGAGUUGUUGAGUAUUCAGACGUCAUAUCAUAUCGAAGAAUGGCCUAUCAAGAUUUCUGAAUGCACGAUGUCGCAAUGUUUCGAUUUGUCGCGGUGUUUAGCGCACGAUGCAUUUCGUGUAUAUGUUUAUCCGUCGGACAAUAGCUCAGCGAUGUCCAUCGUAUACAAUAACAUAUUGAAAGUUAUCCGAGAAAGCAUGUAUUAUACCGACGACCCUCAAAAGGCUUGCUUGUUUGUUCUAGGCAUCGAUACCGUGGAUCGGGAUAGAAGAAGCGAAAAUUAUGUAAAGUAUGUCAAUGAAUUGAUAGGAAAUUUGCCGACUGAAAUUUGGAACCGUGGCCGCAAUCAUGUUAUAUUCAAUCUUUAUCAUGGUACAUAUCCGGAUUAUUCGGAUCAUGAUCUUGGCUUCGAUACAGGUUAUGCUCUUAUUGCUCGUGCCAGUGCAAACACUCGAGUAUUCAGGGAGAAUUUUGAUCUAUCGUUUCCUCUUUUCCAUAAAGAGCAUCCAUUAAGAACGACCAUAAAGGCGGAAUGGUCAUUAAAAAUAAAAGACAAAUACCUGGUAAGUUUCAAAGGCAAACGGUACGUUUAUGGGAUUGGUUCGGAAACGCGUGACUCCCUUUAUCAUCUUCAUAAUGGACAGUCUGUAAUCAUGGUUACAACAUGUAAGCAUAACACAGAUUGGAAGAAAUAUGAGGACGGGCGUUGCGAAGAGGACAAUGUCGAAUAUGAUCAUUGGGACUAUGAAAUGACCAUGGCUAAUUCAACAUUUUGCCUUACACCACGUGGACGACGUCUUGGCUCGUUUCGUUUUCUGGAAGCACUUCGGUUGGGUUGCAUCCCAGUUGUUUUAUCCGAUGACUGGGAAUUGCCGUUUUCAGAAGUGAUUGAUUGGCGUCAAGCAGUGGUCAUCGGUCAUGAAGAUACUGUCCUUACGAUUUCGGAUGUCUUGAGUGCUAUACCAUUCGAUCGUAUUUUAUUUAUGAAGCAGCAAUCACGAGGUUUAUAUCAGCGAUAUUUUAGUAGUGUGGAAAAAAUUGCACUCACUUCAUUGCAGAUCAUUGAAGAACGUAUCAAAAAGCAACGAGGCGAGGAACCAAAAAAUUGGAAUCGUUUGUUUUUAUCUGUUGAAAAUUUUCCUCCAUCAAAUGAAAAUGGUUAUACAGUUCUUCUAAGAGCUGCAAUAAAAGUAUCUGGAAGAUUGAAUCGAAUUAUAAAUUUACUCACUGAUAUCAAUGAAAUACAAAAGAUUAUUAUACUGUGGCCCAAAAGUCGUCAAAUGAAAACUAAUCUUGACAGGUUUGGCACAAAGAUAUUUGUACAACAGGGUGACUUCGAUGUGCAUGGUGAUAUUUUGAGUCAAGCUCAGGCAUUGCAAGCUGAAUUUUUGGGUAAAUUUGUUUUAUUUAUGGAUGAACGUGUGCCUAUUGCAGCUGAUGAUAUCCGCUUUUUAGUGGAUGUGGCAAACGCUGAUCCUUAUCGUCUUUAUGGUUUUUAUGCUGCCGAUUCCAAAAUGGAAGGAGGAGUGCCAACAAUUGAACUUAAACCGAGCAGUCGAUAUUCGCUGAUUCUAUUCCAUUUUGCUUUGAUAAAAAGAGAAUACCUGUUGCUUUUUGAACAGUGGAUGCCAACACCUGCCAAAGAAAUAGCAUCAAAAUUAUCGCAUUGCUUGACUUUGUUAAUGAAUAUGAUGGUGGCAGAGUUAACGGGACAAUCUCCAGUGUUAAUCGGUAGUAGAAUUCAUGAUAAAUGGAUGCUUACCAGGAAUUAUUCAGGAUGCUUGAAUAAGCUGGUUGCUAAUGUUUGGCCAUCGGGUGCAUCGCUAAUCAGUAGUCAGGCGAAAAUAAAUCCACUUCUGCAUAAAAAUGACAUUGCAGCAUUUCGAAAGAAAUACGCGGGUGUGUAA
Loa loa (African eye worm) is the source of this 2034-nucleotide messenger RNA. RefSeq names its product exostosin-1. Gene Ontology annotation, cellular component: membrane; Golgi apparatus. The record is from RefSeq and is a predicted model, not a curated record. NCBI's taxonomy places the organism in Eukaryota, Metazoa, Nematoda, Chromadorea, Rhabditida, Onchocercidae. Bases 1 to 2034 code for a protein of 677 amino acids. The transcript is spliced from 14 exons. Gene Ontology annotation, molecular function: acetylglucosaminyltransferase activity; glucuronosyltransferase activity.